AUGCAGAUCCCCGUCGUCGCUGCUCUCUUGUGCGCCAACCUGGCCCUCGCUGCGCCAGGUACCGCUAUGCGCCGUCAGAGACAUGCUGAGAAAAUUGCUGAGAGGAGAGUCGCUCGUACCGGAAACACCCUCCAGCCUGCUGAGGGCGACUUCAACAUUGCCAGCACGAACGGCAGUGCUCACGUCGAGUACAGCUCUAACUGGGCUGGUGCUGUCCUUAUUGGCACUGGCUACAAGACCGUCACCGGUAGCAUCGUCGUUCCCACUCCCAAGGUCCCAUCGGGUGGCAGCAGCUCUACAGAGUAUUCCGCUUCCGCUUGGGUUGGUAUCGACGGUGACACUUGUGAGACUGCUAUCCUGCAGACUGGUGUCGACUUUACCAUCCAGGGAUCAAGUGUAUCUUUUGAUGCCUGGUAUGAGUGGUACCCCGACUACGCCUACGACUUUUCUGGCAUCGAUAUCUCAGCUGGAGACACCGUCACCUUCACUGUUACUGCCAGUAGCACUGCGGCCGGCACGGCUGUGAUUGAGAACGAAACUACUGGACAGAAGGUCACUCACAGUUUCUCCGGGGAAUCUGACAAGCUAUGCCAGACUAACGCCGAGUGGAUCGUAGAGGACUACUCCAGCGGUGGUAGCCUGGUUAGCUUCGCUGACUUCGGAACCGUGCAAUUUACCGGCGCUUCCGUUAACGGCGGUACUGGUGUUAGCGGCGCUACCAUCAUCGACAUUCAACAGAGCAGCAAGGUCUUGACGGACUGCUCGACCUCUGGAUCUAGCACUGUUGUCUGCUCGUACACUGGUUAA
Molecule: messenger RNA, 807 nt
Organism: Hypoxylon trugodes
Lineage: Eukaryota; Fungi; Ascomycota; Sordariomycetes; Xylariales; Hypoxylaceae
Product: peptidase A4 family-domain-containing protein
Exons: 3
Coding region: 1-807 (268 amino acids)
Biological process (GO): proteolysis
Molecular function (GO): glutamic-type endopeptidase activity
Source: RefSeq, a predicted model, not a curated record